This is a messenger RNA of Yamadazyma jaroonii, 4311 nucleotides long. Lineage: Eukaryota; Fungi; Ascomycota; Pichiomycetes; Serinales; Debaryomycetaceae. The record is from the annotation of a GenBank genome assembly.
AUGAUUAAGUCAAUAUCAACAGAUUUAACCAACCUUUCAAAUGAACUGAAGAGAAGGAAUAAUGAUAUUAAGAAAUUUUGUGAUAUAGCUUUACCAAUUGCCAAACAAGAGACUUUAAGCUCGGCCGAUAUGUCGAAAUUAUUGAAACCUUUUCUUACUUCAUGUAAUGUUAACAACGCUAGAUUCGCCAAUUUAUCAAUACCUGCCAUAAACAAAUUGAUUAUAUCCAAUAAUUUGAAUCCUGAUGACCUCAAAGACCUUUUAGCGGGAUUGUCAGAAGCCAGUCAUUUGGCUAUCGAUAUUCAAUUGAAAAUCUUACAAUGUUUACCAAAUUUAAUGUCCAAUUAUAAAGACUAUUUGGUGAAUGAUUCAUUAUUAUCUUUAUUAACAAUUUGUAUAAACUUAACUUCCAAUAACAAUUCAACAGUAGUGAUAAACACGGCAUUUGCUACAUUACAACAAUUGUUCAAUUAUGCAUUUGACAAAAUCCCAUUGACUAUUGAGGCUGACUCAAGGACUAAAAAGAUUGAAAUCGAUAACGAAAGUGAAGGCAUAAUGGUUGAUGAUUAUUCUUAUGAAUGUUAUUUGAUCUUCCAAGAUUUGUGUAAGAUCAUUGAUAAACAAUUACCAAUAUUCUUCAAACAAUUGAAUAAUAUCAAGAUUAAUUCAGUGUUAGAGAUUAUUGAAAACAUUUUACAAAACCAUGUCACAACUUUCAGUACCCACAAAGAGUUGAAUUAUUUAUUGAGGAUUAAAUUAGUGCCUUCAUUAUUAAGAAUCUUGAAUGAUGAAUUCUCCAUCAUCAUCAGAAUCAUGAGAAUUUUAUUGAUCCUUUUAAACACUCAAUUAUCCAACUUGGUCAUUGAAGGAGAAAUCAUCAUCUCCAUUUUGAAUCACAUUUUGUUGAACGAUAAUAAUGAAUGGAAUAAAAUAUUGGUAUUAGAAGUAUUCAAAAGCUUAUUCCAUGAUUUCAAAAAUUUAGAGAGUAUUUUCAGAUUAUAUGAUAAUAAUUCAAAUAAGAAAAAUGUUAUUAAGGAAUUGUUCUCCAUUUUGAAUAAUUAUUUACUCAACAACAAUUUGAAUAAUCAAUUGAUCAAAAAUUCUUUAUCAUUGCCAUCAAAUUUGAUAAUUUCUAAAAACUCAGUUCCGAAGAUUCCCCUUUUGGAUUUAUUGGAUAAGGUUGAACCUCCAACGGUUUCCACUACUUAUUCGAUUAACUUGAUUUUACAAGUACUCAUUCAAUUCACUGAUGGAUUAACCAACUUUGUGAAUAAUUUAUCACCCAAUUCAUCUAACUUAGAAUCCAACAUUGAAUUGAUUAAUAAUUUAAUCAACAUAAACUACAAGGAUUUAUAUCAAUUAUUCAACUAUAUGCUUCAUUGUUCUUUAGAUAAUGAUAAUUUCCAUAGUUUGAUCAGAUCUUUACAAAAAUUCACUCACACCACAGGUUUAUUGGGUAUAAACAAUCUCAGAGAUGAUUUAUUAAUCUUAUUAUCCAAAAUUAUCAUCAAAGUACCAAAUAAUUUCACCGUUCGUCAUUUAACUUCAUUAAGAGCAUUAAUUAAUCUAGCUAUUUCCUUGGGUUCAACAUUAAAUGAAUCUUGGGAUAUUAUCUGGAUUACUUUACAAUGGUGUGAUUAUUAUAUCAAUGGUCCUAAUGAGUUCAGUUUGAGAGAUGAUAAUUGGACGAAACCAAAUUUGGAUACGUCCAGUAUUGAGUCUUCUAUGAAUAAACUCUAUUCAAGUAUCAAAGAUUAUCCCGUUGAAAGUUAUGAUAAUUUGAUCACCUCAUUAAUGGAGUUGUUUAAGAAGACUCUUCAAGUUGAUGAUAAUGAGAUCAAAUUAUUCAAAAUCGAUGAUGAUAAAUAUCUUAACUUUACUGACAACAAGAAUUUCAUAUUAUGUUUACAGAACAAAGUGUUCUUUAUUGAUAAAUUAUUCGAUAUCAGUAAGAUUACACCUUUGAACUUUUUCACAAAUGAUAAGAUUUUCGAUAAGUACAAUAAUUUCUUUGUGAACGACGGGUUGAUGUUGAAACCAUUCAAUUUGAAGCAUUACAUAAUCAUCAAAUACAACGAUAUCAUUGUGAACUUGACGUUAGAAUCAAACAAAAUUGAAGGUAUCGAAGAGUAUAAUGCCCUCAAUCAACUUUGCUUGAACGGGUUGAAGAAUCUUUUGAUCAAAUUAGAAACCAAUUCUUCUGAAGUAUUGAAGCUUAAUAAUAUGUUCGAAAUCUUAGAGAUCAUUUUGAAUACUUUAUCCAAAGUAAUAGAAAGUUAUGAUAAGAGAUUAAAUGAUGAAAAAUCAUGGUCCUUGAUCUUUGAUAUUAUCGAAUUAUCAUUUGGGUUGAUUAAAAAUAGACAGAAUGAUAAAAUCUUCAACAUUAUUAAUUUAUCAUUCACUUCAUUGAAAUUGAUUAUGAAUGAAUUUAUUGACAUCUUACCUAUUUCAAAAUUCAAGAUAUUGAUCGAUACUUUGAUCAAAUUUGGUAAUCAAAAAUCUGACUUGAACAUAUCAUUCUCGUCCAUAUCUUACUUUUUCACUAUCGGUGAUACCAUAAAGAGUAAAUUCGAGAAAGAUGAGGAAUCUGAGUUAUACAAUGAGAUAGAAAUUGAUGGUAUUGGUAAAGGUAUCAAGUCUUUAGAUAUUUAUUUAUUGUUACAAUUAAUAAUUUUAUCGAUGGAUGAGAGAGCUCAAGUUCGUGAUGGUUCAAUUCAAACUUUCUUUGAAAUCUUGGAAAUUCAUGGAGAGUCUUUUAAUCAGGAACAAUGGAAUAUUAUCACUUCUUUAGUGUUUGAGAAAUUAUUUGUCAUAAAUGAAGUUCCUUCUAAUGAAUUAAAGGAAACUAUUAAUUUGAAAAUUGAUGGGAUUGUAUCAAUCUACUCCAAAUUUUUGCAAUUCUUGAACUUCCAAGAUUGGGAAAAAUUGAUGGCUUUCAGUAAUUUGUUAACUAAAGAUUUAGAAUUCAGUAUCAUAUUCAUGGACAAAUUCCAAACAAUUUUCGAAAUCCCCAUCAAUAAUGGUAAAAUGGAUAUUGAUAUUUUGGAAUUGUUCUAUUCUUUUUGGAUUAACUUACCUAUUGAAUACAAUUUGGUGAAUCCAGAACAAUAUUUACAAUUCCUUGAAAAAAUAGUCACUUUAUUUCCUAUAAUUCUCAACAACUUAUACGAUAAUCAGUUGGUGGAUGAAACGAAGAUAUCAAAGAUCUUAUUGAUCUUUGUUAAGAUUUUGAGAUACCCUAUUAUAUUGAAGAAAUCUGAUGAUGUAAAUUUGACUCCAAUCCAAAACAUUAUUACCAACAAUAUCGAUUUGAUUGUCAGUAAGGAUUUCAAUGACAAUAUAAAUUCUUUGGUUAUCAAAGAACUAAGUAACUUGAUCAUUUACCAAUUCCAAAUAAGAGAAAAGAUUGAAAGCAAAUUAUUGAAUUCAAAUCUUAAACUGAAGUUCAAAUUGCCUACAUUCAUCGCUUUAAGUUAUAAGUCUUUUGAACUUUUAGAAGUCUUAUGGUGUAAGAUCAAAGACUAUAAAGUGAUCAUUGAUGAUGGAGCCGUGGAAAAAUUAAUCAAAUCAUUACUAGAGAUCAUCACCAACAAAUCUACUGAUUUAUGGGUCAGAUGUAAUGAUUUCUUGUUAGUAAUAUUGGAGAAGAUUUUGAAUGUUGGAUCACACCAAGAUGAAAUCUGGAAACUAAUCAUCUCUUCUGUUAUAAUCAAUUUCAAGAAUCUUUCGUCUAAGGAAGAAUCUAUCAAUAUUUCCCAAUACUUUAAGAUCAUUCCUAUCAUAAUACCUCAUUUGGAGAAAUCAUGGGCCAUUGAUGAAUUUUUGAAAAGCAUUUACGAUAAUUCUUACCUUUACAAACUCAAUGAAAUUGAGACUGAAUUGUUGGGUGCUAACGAUGAUAUUGAUUCAAUCAUCGAGAACUUAUUAAGAUACGAUUACGACUCAUCCUUCGGAUUGAUCAAACCAUCCGAAUUUCAUAAAUUCAAUAAGAUGAAGUUCGUUUGUUUACAAGAGUUGAUCAACUAUACUACCACUAAUAAAUUUUCACUGAAAAAAUUCAAAUUCUUCUUUGCCAGAUUAUUGUUUUGUUUAAGAAGAAUCUUAGAUGAUGUCAAAUUAUCUUAUAGACUUCCAUUACUGUCAAUUCAAUCGAUAGAAUUAAAGUUGUUAUUAACAGGUUUAAACAACUAUGAUUUACACGAUAAUUAUGGUUUAAUCAAACAGAUCAUUCCAUUAUUGAUAAAAUUAUCAAAGUAUGAUAUCGAAAGUGAUUUAGUUCAAGACAUUUUAUUAAAAUUUAAUACUAUUUAG